GAGGCACGACACGCUCCCGUUGACACACACGUCACCGUCGGCUCCGUCGCGGUCGUUCCCCGUGUAUUAAAUUUCACGCCUGUUGCGCACUUUCACAAAUUCACAACGCUUUCGUAAUUUUUUUUUCCUCUCGUAGCGCAACCUCGUCCCAGGGGACGAGCUCGUGCGUUCGGUUUGGCCCGCGCGACCCGCGACGCGUGAUCGUCGGACGAGAGAGAAAAAAGAAACGGAAGCUGCAACAGGCUGCGAAAGAAGAGAGAAAAAAUAAUAUAACCUGUAACCCUCCGACGAGACUAGAGUCCAAAGUCUGGGCGACUCGCGGCGUCCGACUUGCGGUCAGUCAUAUUUAUUCUGAAUCAUGGCGCAAUACGAAGAUGUCAUUCUGGAAGCCAAAGAAAAAGAAGACGAUUUAUCAGUGGAUUUAGGAGUGCGACAUCGUAUCCCAUGGAGCGAACGUGUAUUGCUAAAUAGCGAAAUACCUGGUUUACAUGAAGUUAAAGAAUUGUUAGAGGACGAUGACGCAAGUUGCCUCGCAGAAGAGGAGGACGGAGUUGGGUGUCCGUUACCUUCGACGCCGGAAGAUGAUCAUCUUCUGGAUUGUGAAAUGACUGAAGUGUUGAAGGCAGGAGUACUGAGUGAUGAAAUCGAUUUAGGUGCACUAGCGCAUAACGCAGCAGAGCAGGCUGAGGAAUUCGUUCGAAAGGUAUGGGAGGCAUCAUGGAAACAGUGUCACUUUAGAAAUCUACCAAGAUGGUUGCAAGAUAACGAUUUCUUACACGCUGGCCACAGACCGCCAUUACCCUCGUUUUAUGCGUGUUUUAAGAGCAUUUUUCGAAUUCAUACAGAAACCGGUAAUAUCUGGACACAUUUAUUAGGCUGCGUUGCCUUUAUUGGUAUAGCUAUAUUUUUUCUAUCGCAACCUCCUAUAGAAAUUCAAUUGGAAGAAAAAUUGGUAUUUGGUACCUUCUUUGCUGGUGCUAUACUUUGCCUAGGAUUGUCAUUUGCCUUUCACACAGUUCAUUGCCACAGCGAAUGCGUGGGAAAGCUGUUUUCAAAGCUAGAUUAUUGUGGCAUAGCUAUGCUUAUUAUGGGUAGUUUUGUACCAUGGCUUUAUUACGGAUUUUAUUGCGACUAUCAACCCAAGUUAAUCUAUCUGUCUGUGGUGGUUGUCCUUGGUAUAACCAGUAUCGUAGUUUCAUUGUGGGAACGAUUUGGCGAACCAAGCUAUCGUCCGCUCAGAGCUGGGGUUUUUAUGGGUUUUGGACUUAGCGGGGUAAUACCAGCUGUACACUAUGCCGUCGCCGAAGGUUGGUUCAAGGCGAUUAGCCAAGCAUCCCUCGGAUGGCUAAUACUAAUGGGAUGUUUGUACAUAUUAGGCGCGUUAUUUUAUGCUUUAAGGGUACCUGAACGUUUUUUCCCAGGAAAAUUCGACAUUUGGUUUCAGAGUCAUCAAAUCUUCCAUGUAUUAGUAAUCGCAGCUGCUUUUGUUCAUUACCAUGGUAUUACGGAAAUGGCAAUGCACAGAAUGACAAUAGGCGAUUGCACAAAUCCAUCGCAGGUGUUGGCUUUUUAAAUCUCCGGGCAUAUAUCUUCAUUUUGUUGAUAACUUUCAUAUUUCAUUAAUCUAAUAAAAAGACUACAAAGAUU
This is a messenger RNA of Temnothorax curvispinosus, 1647 nucleotides long. RefSeq names its product adiponectin receptor protein (gene AdipoR). The transcript is spliced from 7 exons. Gene Ontology annotation, biological process: adiponectin-activated signaling pathway. Gene Ontology annotation, molecular function: signaling receptor activity. Gene Ontology annotation, cellular component: plasma membrane. The record is from RefSeq and is a predicted model, not a curated record. The coding region runs from base 359 to 1573 and encodes 404 amino acids. Lineage: Eukaryota; Metazoa; Arthropoda; Insecta; Hymenoptera; Formicidae.